Phyllopteryx taeniolatus (common seadragon) is the source of this 10026-nucleotide messenger RNA. RefSeq names its product RNA-binding protein Musashi homolog 2. Gene Ontology annotation, cellular component: cytoplasm. The transcript is spliced from 12 exons. Gene Ontology annotation, molecular function: RNA binding. Lineage: Eukaryota; Metazoa; Chordata; Actinopteri; Syngnathiformes; Syngnathidae. Bases 208 to 1068 code for a protein of 286 amino acids. The record is from RefSeq and is a predicted model, not a curated record.
CAGGGGAGAGGAGAGGAGAGGAGAGGAGAGGAGGGGAGAGGAGGGGAGGGGCGGGGCGCGAGGGGACUGAGCCGAUCCGAUCCCACGUGUGACGCUGUCGUUCCCGGCUCAGUAAUAUUCUCAUAGCGGGGCUUUGCAUAUCUCCUGGCCUGCCUGCGCGUCUGUCCCUGUAAGUGUCGUCCCAGCCGAUCCUCGUCCGGAAUCGCUAUGGAAGCAGACGGGAGUCCAGCCGCAUCCGGAAGCCUAAACGACUCACAACAUGACCCGGGCAAAAUGUUUAUCGGCGGCCUCAGCUGGCAAACCUCACCAGACAGCCUUAGAGACUAUUUUAGUAAAUUCGGAGAGAUCCGAGAAUGUAUGGUGAUGCGAGACCCCACGACGAAACGCUCAAGAGGGUUUGGGUUUGUUACAUUCACAGAUGCUGCCAGCGUAGAAAAGGUCUUAGCUCAGCAACACCACGAAUUAGACUCAAAGACGAUUGAUCCUAAGGUUGCCUUUCCACGUCGCGCCCAGCCUAAGAUGGUCACAAGAACGAAGAAAAUAUUUGUGGGUGGCCUUUCAGCCAACACAGUAGUGGAAGAUGUGAAGCAGUAUUUUGAACAGUUUGGGAAGGUUGAUGAUGCCAUGCUUAUGUUUGAUAAGACUACGAACAGACAUAGAGGAUUCGGUUUCAUAACUUUUGAGAGUGAAGACAUCGUUGAGAAAGUCUGUGAAAUUCAUUUUCAUGAAAUCAAUAAUAAAAUGGUAGAAUGUAAGAAGGCCCAGCCCAAGGAGGUGAUGUUCCCGCCCGGAACAAGAGGGCGAGCCAGGGGUCUGCCCUACACCAUGGAUGCCUUCAUGCUCGGGAUGGGCAUGCUGAGUUACCCGAAUAUUGUGGCAACGUACGGCCGUGGAUACACUGGAUUCACACCCAGCUACAGCUACCAGUUCCCUGGCUUCCCAGCGACGGCAUACGGACCGGUGGCGGCGGCGGCGGUAGUAGCGGCGCGUGGCUCAGGUAGGGGGGCCCGUGGAAGAGGCGGCUACUUGGCGUACCCACAGAGCACAGGGCCAGAAGGAUGGUGGUGACGAGGUGUAUUUGAACCGCUCGCCGGGGCCUUUGGGAGCAAAGCAAGAGAGGUCCCCUGCAGUUUCUGACUCUGCCGCAGCGUUCAAGGAGGGUCAAACUGGAGGCCACUGGAGGUGUUUGCAGACACUUCAAUGUGUUUUUUGUCUCAUUUGAAAAGUUUGUUUGUCGUGCUGUGCGAUACUGCAAGAUUUGGUAUUGGCUCAAUACCAUGUACUGUAAAUACCGGGUCAGUAUCGCUGAUGCUUUUUAAUAAUUAAGGUUGAUGCAUCGUGAAAUUGAUCAAUCUGAAUACAUUUUUAUGGCCUUGAAGUGUUUUGUGCCUUUCAUCCUUGGGAGUAUGAAUUAGUUAAAACCCAGGGAUAAGGAUACAAGUUUUGGUUCACUUGCUAGAGAGUAAAUAUACUGUAGCAAGUAGACAGUGUCCCUUUUCCAGUUAAGACAAAAAUAUAUUCAUAGAAAAUCAAAUCUUAGCUGUAUUGUAAUCAUACGGUCAUUUAAAUAACACAUUUGUGUGCUAUAAAAUGUAUUGCAUCAAGGUCUAAACUUCAUUGACACUUUGAGUUGGCUCAAGUAACAAACGGCCAGUGGCACAUUGAAAUUCAUAUGUAAUAUCUCAUGCUGAGGAUGACUGAAAUAUUGACCUGGAUGUCGUCUGCCGGACUGAAAGGCCUCGUCGUACAGUUGUACCGGUCAACUCGGCCUCUUGUUUGGGGGGUCUGGUUUUUUUUUGGGCCAGUGAUUUUUCGGAAAUGUUUAACGCGUUUAAGUCGGCUAAUUUGACAAAACAGCAGCAGUGCAUACAGGAGAAAAACAUCAAAUAAAGUAUGGAUCUCAUAUCGACCAAUAUCAACACCAACAUCAGAAUGGAUAUUAUCGCUAUUUGGAUCAAUUCGCCCAGCACUACACUACGGCUUUGCUUCCGCGUAGGUCCGCACGUUAGCAUCCGCGUACGCCAUUGGCCGUAUAUCCACUGAGGAAAGCGAUGCAGUGGCUUGCGUUCUGGGUGCCCACCUGUGCUGUUGCUAUUUAGGAUGAACCUCAACGAUUGUGUCGUGGCCACCAUUUUGAGGAUGGUUGUGUCUAAUGUUUGACAUUUAACUAUGUUGCAUAUUGAUGAACACGCCGAAAAAUAUUCCCCACUGCAUUUAUUAGAUCCCCAGCUAAUGAAAUAUGAACACAGCCUCAGCUGCGGUUUUGUUUUGUUUGUUUCUCCAUUAAAGUUACAGAAAUAGCCUGUGCUUUUGGCAUUGUCAGAGAGAAGCAGAGCAAAACACAAAGAAUGGAGAAGGUUCCGGCGGGUCCCAGGCUGCUUUAAGUCUUUUCCUGAUCCCCUCGGAGCUUCCUGCUAAGCUCAAAUGUCGGCUUCAGAUCUCAGCUUCACCUCCGGUGUUCAGAAAAUGCCGUUCAGGUGUCAGCGCUCGCUACGUGCAGUCAGUCUAGUGGGAAGGCGGUUGCCGCUGCAGAAAUACCACGGCAUUAUAAAAUAUAGAAGUACUUAUGCUAAAUCAAGAUUCUUCUUGCAUUAAUCUCGUCUCUUUGUGACAGGCCUUUUAUUAUUAUUAUUAUUAUUAUUAUUAUUAUUAUUAUUGUUAUUACUAUGCAUUCCCCCUCCUCUCCCUGCCUCUUCUACUAGAGAACUUAUGUGACGGUCGUUUCUGGAAAUUCCUCCCGAGUCAUUUAGUGAUCUUCCGCGGUGCUCGGGAGAACUCGACGAAUGGCUGUGUGUUCUGGCCUCAAUCAAUCUGGGUUCCGUUUGAGCCACGUGUUAAUCCGCAGAGCUCAAGCCCGGUGCCAGGAGCCAGGAGCCCUCUCCGUGUCGAACAGGAGCGGGCGUGCUAAGACCGUCCAAAAACUUGGGUUUUUGUCGAAGGCCCGGGAAAAGUUGUGACACACACAGGAGAGGGCAAAACGUCCCUUUGCGCUUUUGCCGCGGCAGCUGUGGGCAGCAGAUGCUCGGAGGUUACGGGCGCAUCCCUUUAGGGACGUCGCGGCUUUGCCCUCCGGGGUGUGCAUACAUAACGCUCUCUGCAAAGGAAGCACGCUUGAAGGCUUCGUGCCACAGUGAGGACAAUUGUUUGUUUUUCUGCUCCCUUGCUCCCCCUGCAGUUGUCACACUCGUAGGCCACUGUGGUUGCUAGAAAUAAACAGCAGCGAGCAUGCAUUUGGUCAUUAGCUGGCUCAGGUGAAUCUGGUCCGAUAUUGGACAGACGUUCAACACUGAGCAACCUUUUCUUCUGCAAAAUGUUGUGUCAUUCUUCCAUAAUUCAUUUAGUUGGAAAAAUAUGCCCACUAUUUUAUGAAGUUUUAGCUCAACCAGCAAAGACAUCCAGUGGUGCCCAAAGAAGAUAAGCCAAUUGAAUUUGCAUGCUAAACACGGACAGAGCUUGUCUGCACGUAGUGCACAAUACCCGAAUUUACAUUUUGGAACUGUUUCGUUAAUGUUACACAAUAUGAAUGAACAGAAAUAGAGUGUGCCGAACUGUCGUACUAUGUUUUAAAGAAUAGUUUAACAUUCUUAACUGUCGUACAUGUAAAUCAAGGUGGAGCGUUUCAGAAAGUGCCAAGGGGGACUCCCUAAAGGCAAGGCAACCCUAUGCAUUCCGCUUUUUAACAUUCCUAAUUGCUAUAUAAUUGUAAAAGGGGAAAAGAAAAAAAAAAAAAGAAGAAGAUUCUCUAAAAUAAAACAGAUUUUGGGUGUCCAUUCCAAUCUUUUUCUGUGAUUGUUUUCAUCUUUUUGGUUGCUUAAACCACAUCGAAGUUGAGCUGCAACAAAUGAGACCACUCGCUACAGUACUGCUGUCACAAGUCGCAUUUCUGUUUCUAAGUUCCAUUUAAGUCCUUCGUUGGUGCAAUCACGGGUGCUCUUCUGUGGUUGCGUCACACCGAAAAAGCAAAAUGCUGACAGUUAAUCCUUUAGACCGGGGGUCACCUUAAUGGUGCCCACGGGCACAAGUUCGCCCCCGAGGCUCACAUGAAGAGCCCGCAGGCCUGUUCUAAAAAUAGCUCACCGGUUAUGGGACAUUGUGAAUUGCAAGGAAUGUUGCUGACGUGCUCAUUUGAAAAUGUCAACAUUUGCAGGGAUUUAUUUUUAAAAAUAAUAUUAUUAUUACCACUCGUAAAAAAAAAAAAAAAAAAUAAAGUAUUUUAGGCAUUAUUAUUGUAAUAAAUGUACUACUGUUCAAUAUAUAAUCUCCUGGAUAAUAUAUUUAGUAUCGACUGAUGAAAAUGUUUGCAAUUGCAAACGUUCAUUGCUUUCUCUCCAGUACAUGGCCAAUAGCCUUCAGUAAAAGUCUGAAAUUGCAUCCCUAAUGAGUUCAUAUGAACAUGAGCAGAAACGCUGGAACUAUUUUGAGGCUGAGGUUCAGGGCUGUCACCUCUCGGUUUACUUUCUCCGUCACAAGCGGAACGUAUCCCAGACGCCUUCACUGUUCAUUACCAUCAGUUUAGUGGGGCCCGCGUGGGCAGCAGCUAGUCUGCAGCACGCAGUGUUACACAUUUCCCUCUUCCGCUAAAUAUUAGUCAGGAGCUCUGUUGAGUUUGCUCAUUGCUGGAAAUAACGCUAUGAAAAGAAAAAAAAGGUAUAAAAUGAGUAGGGACAAAAGACAGGCAUGAGUAUGAGUGAGUAAAUGCAAGAAGAAAUCAUCUGUUAAAAUUCAUUAGCCAAGCUUCUCUGAACACAAAAUGACAAGACAUUAAAUAUGUAUUAUUUAUGAAAUGUCUGCGCUCUCUGAAAAGGCUGUCUAGUGCUGUUAAUUACUCAGCCGUUGGUUCAGAAAAGAUUAUUUCAAAUGGAAAGUGAAAGCAAGGCAAGGCAGCAAAAAGAGCUGUUAGUUUAUAUCACGCGGUUUUUAAAUGACAUUGGUGGAAAUGGAAAAGCUAAUUACGGGAGCCCGACAAUACAAUGCUAAUUUGAGAAGCAGCGUGUCAGGUUUAUUGACAUCUUCUGUCGGGUUGAUGUGGUUUGAUGGCCACCGAGGGAUCUGACUGGCACUGCGACAAAGGCGGAGGAGUGAGCGCCUUCCUCGUAGAAAUGAGCAGAGCUGUUUGAUAGUCACAAGCAAACAUGCGCAGGUGAGCCUCGGCACAAACCCAUCAACUCUGCGUGCCAAUAAUCAUUUACACCGGCGUUGCGCGACCUUUUUAUUGAGCCAAGGCAUCCAUUAUAUUUUUUUAAAAAAGAAUAUGGAUAGGAAAAAUGAUGAUGAUCUCAUCUUAAUUUACUCAUAAAUUGACUUGGUGUUAAAUCCGCGGCCUCUUAAUUGAACACCAAGCUGAUAUUGUCGCGGGAAGCCAUGAUUUAUUCUGUUAAAUGAAUGGCAACAGGUUUAUUUGACCAUAUGCCAUCUCAUGCCCUUUAAAGUGAGUUUUUCUCAAUUCAUUAUACAGAAUAAUUGCUGAAAAUAUGCGCAUAGACUGAGAACCAUCUAGUACUCAAUUGCGGGGAUAGAGUAUGAAGCUGUUUUUCACUAUUUGGAUUUUCCUGAUGCACUUGGGGCGUGGCUAAAUGAUGGCCCGUUUACGCACCUCGGACCCGGCGUGAGUCGCCCCUCCCUCACGAUUGAAGAACUUGAGCACCUUCCCUCGCGUGCAAUUUGCUAGCUAGCACUUUGCUAGCUAGCUAUGCCCGCACCACAAAAAUGCAUCUUCCCUUCGGAUAGCCAACUGGCGCUGCCGCUUUAGAGCGCCUCGUUGUCGGCCAUGAGUGCAUGCACAUCACACAGAGAAAAGAUGGUUGAGCGAGGAGGGGGGAAUUUUCUUUUUGACAUUUGACAUUUAAGCCAUUGAUUAUUUGUUUUAUGUGUUUAUUUGCGCUAGCUGUCUUUUGUCUUUCGCACUUAGUCACUAAUGUUAUCUUACCCUCAGGUUCCUCUUGGUUAUAAUUUGUCUCCUUGCCGUGGCCAGUAGCCACACGCCGAGACGUAAAUACAGGAGACCAUUGUUCCCCUCCGUUGUUGUUUGUUGCUAGCUUAUCUUCUUCCGACUGAUGCAUUCAGUGUGGUGUCGUUUCCCUCAAAAUGGAUUUUGAGAUUUUGAAGUUUUGAAGUGGAAAACAAACCCCGACAAACCAAAGCGAAAAGAAAAGUGCCAUAUGUGCAGUUGCACACCACUGUAAACUGCAACCACAAUAAUAAUCCACCCAUUGUCUAUGGCGCUUGUCUUCAUUAUGGUGGUGGGUGAACUGGAGCUUAUCCCAGCUGACUUCUGGCCUGGUCGCCAGCCAAUUGCGGCGCAGACGGAGACAAAAAAAAAAACCUUCACACUCGCAUUCAAAUCUAUGGACACACUUCAAUUAGCCAAAUGUGUGUUUUUGGGAUGUGGGAGGAAGCUUAAGUAUAGAAGAGAAACUCUUCACAGCAGCAAUCACUACUCCAGUGUGCUGCCGUAAUGAUAAUCGUAUUUUUAAAUCUCUCAAACGGUGGCCAUCAAAACGGGAGCAUGAAUGUCUUUGUACAGGAUGAAUGUUUCUUGCUACUCUUGGACGGGAUGUGAUUGUGCAGGUGUACCCAGUGGCACCGGUGAGUGUAUAUCAAUCACAGUUGGUGCAUUAAUAUUCCUCAGAUGGAUUAGUCAUGCACACCAAGAAAACAAAUGUGUGGUCAAAAUGUAACUUUCCGAUGACUUUGCAAUCAGCGCUGAUUGCGGCGGCAUAUGACAAAAUUACAAGUAGAGGUUGUGGUGCCAGUGUUAAGAGGCCCGUCAAUCAGUUUGGAGAGUACAGCAGCUCCUAAUGGGCUGCUGAUGCUGCCUUCGGAACACACUGGUGAAGUCAACUUGCUGAAGUCCUUAGGGGAAAGCGGUGGUUGUAUACGGUGUUAUAUUUUAUCAUCAGCGUGAUUAGUUUCGUGUUCCAACUAGCGAGGGACCAAAAGGGCCGCAGUGCUUUCAAGGUUGAUGAUUCCUCCUUAAAGGCAGUCACCUGGCAAAGUGGCAAGCAGUGCAGGACAUUUAUCCACUUGGAGAGCGCCACCCUGAUGAUGUCGGAAACAGAUGACUGCAGGACCACCACCCGCCCACCCCACCGGCGCCUAACAGCUAGUUUUGGUUGCUGAGGGUAGGAGGGGAAUAUGGUAGAGGGGUUGUGGAGGCGAGAUAAUUAUCAGUAUAAAUGAAGCCCUGUGAAUGAUUCGCACUGCUGGGUCCCCUGAUCUAGUCUCCAAGGCAACCUCGGCACGCUCAUUUGUUUUGUAGAUGAGUAAUUACAUCCAAUUAGUGGCCACUGAAAAAAAAGGAGCCUAAGAAAGGCCCAUUGUUCUGGAUAGAUUGUGUGAAUAUUAAUAAUGGGACGGUCCACGGCUCCCUGAUAUGAUUGGUGAUACUUAUGCAGCUGUGGGGACAAUCUGCCCGGUCUCGUCCUGCAUAACGGAUCAGAUAGCCGCUGAUGAAAAUAUAUGGCUCUGAGAAUGGGCCGGCAUGUUUGUGCAUGAGUGUCUGAGAAGCACUUUUUGUCCAGCAGCCUGUAGACGGCCAAUAAAACACUGCUUAGUCCUUGCUCACUGCAACUACAGAUGCUGCAUCGUCUCCAAAUAUUUUGGUUUUAAUGGGCUUCAUCGUUUAGAAAUGAUUUCUUUUUCUUUCUUUUUUUCAAUUAUUUAUUGGAAAGUGAUUGGUUUUUUUUUUUAUUGAGGAUAUAUAGAGUAACGGUCAAAAGUUUGGAAACACUUUGUCAUUCAAUAGCAUGAGAAAGUAUAUCCAAACAUUUGACUGAUACAUAUUAGUGGUUUAGCUGAUUAGUCAAGUAGUCGACGAGUCAACUAUUCUGCCUCGUGUCGAUGUUUAAAUUAUAAAAUAAAUCGCUUUUUGGCAUCGAUCUCGUCUUCCGAUCGCACAAUUGACUUUUGAUUCGACCGUCUGCUGUCGCCAACAAGGCGACAUAGCCUCCGUACAGCUAUCCAAAUAAGGUUGUGAAUGAGAAUAGCCGUUAGCGAUGCUAGCUUCGGCUAUUCCGAAUCUUGAAAUAUUCAUGCGCAAAGCGAAGCUCCAUCUUUGUGGGCAAAAUGUUAAUGUCCAAUCACGCGCGGACAACAACUGUAUGUUAACGGGAACUUUUUUCAUCUUAGAAGUUGUACGACCAACAUUACGUUGGUGCAUUAGUGUCGCUUUACGGCAAUGUGUGGUAACACUUGUACUAUGAUACAAGCGUGUGCAAAUAUUUUACCAAGAAUGAGACCUGGAGCUGAAAAAAUAUCAAUGACAUCAUCGAUUAAUCGACUUCGACUCAACUUUUAUCACAUUAUAGUCGAGUGCAACAAAUAUUUAGACAUUCAACACCUAACAUAGCUUCAUGAGAUACUUUGUCACUGUGAAUUUCUAAUAGUAGUAUGUCAUCAAACUUGUUUUGUGAUUUAAAGUAUGUUUCAGUAUGUAGUUUACAGAAGUCUUUAGCCACCACUUUUUUGUGUCUUGUUUUAAUGUCCUUUUUCACAGCAGUCAUUUUGACAAAACAGUAUGUUGUAGGACAGUUUUGGGACAGGACAGGAUAGGACAGGAUAGGACAGGACAGGACAGGAUUGCUCAAAAAUGACAAAGCCAAUUGCACAUUGGUUGUACACACCGGUAGCUCGUCCAGCGUUUCGAUCUCCCGCUGUCAGUGAUUUAACUCCCACUAUCGGUGAUUUGAAUCAAUACAAGUUGGAUCUGCCCGACUCAAGGGCCAAAGUUUUAGCCGUAGUAAGUCUGCAUCAGUAACAACGAACAAUGUAUGAAGAGGAACUUUGCACACGUGUGCAUGUGAAAAGAAGAAUGCUUUGGGACAUAUUUGCCAUUCCAUACGUAAUCCCACUAACGCAGUUUGUUCUAUUGUCAAAUAUUUUCACCCUCCAUUAAAAUGACUCCAUCGAUCCCGUUUCCCCUCAUUAGCAAGGCCAAUCAAUUUUCAGUGACAUUUUUUUCUAAGUGAACUAAAUGUAAUGAUUGGCUCUUGAGCUUUGUUCAAUGUGUCAGGCAUUAUGCGACGAACGUGGGAAGCCCGCUGCAUUCGGAUCCUAUAAUUUGACGAGUGGGCCGACAGCCCACAAGUGGCGAGAUCAGAGUGCUAGAAAGCACUGGCGGGAGAAACAUGGCUGCUGCUCGCGUUCCAUUUGGCACAAGUGGACUUUAUCAUUCCGAGUGGGUAGAGGUGAAGUGGCUUCCGAUGGCUGCUUGCUCCGCGGGCCAAAUAAAAACACAAACACACGGCGACGGCGGGGGAGGUCGAGGGCGGCGACGGAAGAAGUCGGUGUCACCGGGCUGAGUCCCUCCUGAGUAGAUUAAAGCUGCUAUCUAAAAAAGAGGCGUGAGGAGGACGUUUGCUUUAAUUGCCCUCUUUCCAUGAGCAGCUUGUCUCCGAUUAAGAGGACAUGCAAUAAAUGUCAGCACGACUUACUGCUGAAUGACAUUUUCUAAACUGUUGAUAAUCCGCCAUCUGUGUCGGGGGGAGCGUUAUUAGGAGGAGGGGGACGUGUUUGGAUCACAUUGGGAAACGCGCAGCAUCAGUCAACACCGAUGUAUUUGUAUCUCAUUCACAUACGCGCCUUAUCAUCUCUCGCUCGCUGGUCAAAGAGGAGCCAUUAAAUUAAUUAUCGAUCGGUGCGCUUUGUGUUUCUUUCAUUCAGGCUUCCUUCAGGUAUGUCAACAGAGAAUUGUCCCUUCGAAAUGAGAACGUAUUGACCUGCGUUUUAAUGAUUGCUCAGUUUCAUCUCACUUCGUAAUGAUUGCACACACACAAAAACGCGCGCGCAACCUUGGUCAAUUCUGCAAGGGAAAAAAAAAACAAUAAAUAAAAAAAUAAAUGUCAGGGCUACAAGAGGAAUAAUUGUGGCGACGUUUAGGAUGCGGCUGAGCGUGUCAAACGUGGGUGGGGGGGAUUUACAAACACUGAAGGAGAAGCCGCUCGACAAUCUGGACAUUGACUUUGACAUUGACAAAGUUGAAUUUCCACAAUGAUGGAGUCCCCUCCCCCUCCCCACCUUUACUGUAUC